UCAAUAAUUGACCCCUUCCACCCUUAGAAUAUUCAACUCGGUUUGUCCAGCCGGCAUGGAGGAAUCCUGUGUUGUAAUUGUCAAGCUUAUACAAAACAAGAUUGAGAUAAAUACUCAUUUAAAAUUCCAAUUCCAAAGGAUAAGUAUUUUAGAAGAGCCAAGGAAAUUUUGGAGAAGAAGAUAAGAAAUGUACGUGACGAGGCCUCUGUCUUUGUUCAAGAGAGAUCCUUCAGCUCUUUCAUUACCUCCUCCUGACGGUCCAAAUUCUGGAAUAUUGGUAAUCCAAGAUGAAGAAGCUGAGACUACUUGUUGUUUUGGAUUGUGCCGGAGUUAUCAAGUUACAGACUUACCUUUUCCUCAAAACAAGAACUUGACGGUAGAGUAUUCAACAGACACUUCCCCAAACUCUGUCAUCUUCAUUCCUGUUCUCAACCAACCACUAUCUUCCAAUCAAUAUUACUGCAUAGAACGACAUGGAAAGCGUAAAGGGGAAGCUUACAGAAACUCCAAGGAGGAGGACAUGACAACGUGCUGUUUUUGUAGAUGUAUUUCUGAUUUGAAACCGCAACCUUUUGAUCCUCAGGCUCAGGACAUAUAUCAGCAGUUUGAGAUUCAAAGUUGGUGCGGGGGAUUUGUUGCCAAAUCUGUACCUUCAGAUGGGUUCCCUCCAGAUUUCUUGAGGAGAAAAGGUUGGGCAGUGCAAACCUCAACUUCAACUAAAUUCGAGCUAAAUGAAGCACCAGGCCUUGACAAAAUUCUCCGAUCCCGCCUUCCAGACUUCAACUUCCCAUUGUCUCAAAAAAGUUCCGCACCUGCGGUAGUAGGAAAGUGGUAUUGUCCUUUCAUAUUUAUCAAAGAUGGAACUCUUGAAGAUCAGGUGAAUAGAUCAAGGUACUAUGAGAUGACACUUGAACAACAAUGGGAACAAAUUUUCGCUUGCGAAAAUAGCUAUAAUAAUGGCAACGUUGCGACUGUGGACGCUGUCGUUGAAACAGAAGUGGCUGCAGUUGCUGGAGGAAAAGCUGGGAGCAUUGUGGCUGACGGGGUGAUGUGGUUUAAAGGCAUUAACAAUGCAGGAGAAGAAGCAAAUUUAGGCUUGAGUUUAGCAGUUUUUGAGAGAAUGAAAUGGGAGCAAGAGAGGUUUGGGUGGAUUGGUGUUGGUGAAAGGCAUGUGAAGGUGAACAAAGUGGAAGAGCUUCAAGGCAUGGAUGAGUGGAGGAAAUUUGGUUGCUAUCUGUUGGUUGAGAGGUUUGCAUUGAAGAGAAUGGAUGGAAGCUUGGUGCUUACUUAUGAAUUCAAGCACACUCAGCAUCUUAGGAGCAAAUGGGAAUGAGAAAAUUAUAGAUGCCCUGUGAGACAAAAUUAAACCUAUUUAUAAUGUAAUAUAUAUAUAUAUAUAUAUAUAUAUAUAUAUAUAUAUAUAUAAUCAUCGGAUAUAAAGAAUGACAUUCAUUAUUUUUCUUCCCAAGUUUGCAGUAGCUGUUCUUCUGCACCAAUUUAAGUUUGAUUGUUCUGUUACAUGUUAAGCAUGUCUGGGCUUGAACUCGCCCGCAAUUUUUUAACUUACUACUUGCAUAUGAACAGAAAUUCAGAGUUGAA
Molecule: messenger RNA, 1599 nt
Organism: Hevea brasiliensis (rubber tree)
Lineage: Eukaryota; Viridiplantae; Streptophyta; Magnoliopsida; Malpighiales; Euphorbiaceae
Exons: 2
Coding region: 188-1333 (381 amino acids)
Source: RefSeq, a predicted model, not a curated record